AGCACGGCCACGUAAAUGUCUGAAAAUUAGGCCACUUCGAGUCGAGUGUUUUCCCUUCAUGUUUGAUGUGGAGCUGCACAGGGUAAACAUGAGGGACGUUUAUUUUUUCUCAUGUGUAGCCCUGCUGAGCGGGGUGAACGGAUGGGUUUUAAACCCCACAGAGUCGCCAGCGCCUGGAAACCUUUCCGAUGUCAAUUUAAUUCAUCUAAUUAAACCCAGCGGGUCGCCGAGCAUCCACAGAUCACGGAGGAAACGCUUCAUAACCCAAAGCGACAUGAUUGCCAUCCUGGACUACCAUAACCAAGUGAGAGCGAACGUGUUCCCACCGGCGGCGAACAUGGAGUAUAUGGUAUGGGACAAUGAUUUGGCCAGGAGUGCUGAGGCCUGGGCUGCCACAUGCCUGUGGGAACAUGGACCUGCUUAUCUGCUGCAGUUCUAUGGACAGAACCUAUCUGUCAGGACAGGAGGGUAUCGUUCCAUCCUGCAGCUGGUCAAACCAUGGUAUGAUGAAGUGAAUGACUAUGUCUUCCCUUACCCUCGCUUCUGCAACCCCAGGUGUCCCAUGUAUUGCCGUGGGCCCAUGUGUACACACUACACACAGAUGGUAUGGGCAUCUACUACCAGAGUGGGUUGUGCUGUGCAGACAUGCUAUAACAUGUUGGUGUGGGGAGCACUGUGGAGAGAGGCCACCUUCCUUGUCUGCAACUACUCACCUAAGGGAAACUGGAUAGGGGAGGCUCCAUACCAAGUGGGUGUUCCCUGUUCAGCCUGCCCAUCCAGCUACGGAGGCUCCUGCAGCAACAAUAUGUGCUUCCCAGCCAUCCAGUCCAACUACAUGUACUGGUUCAAGUAAACAGAGUGGUUGUUAGCGCUCAUGCUUGGAGAGUUAACGGAGUUAUAUGUAACUGGAUAACAAAGUCCUUUUUCAAAACAUGGGAAUUGCAGUCUGUUACAGUUACCAGAACGAAUCGGAUGACGGAUUCUAAGAACAAGGAGGUGAACAAGCCACAUAACUGCUACAUAACUGAGACUCAGCUUUGAAAGGAAAAAUUCAGAGACACACAUUUUUGGCUUUAUUGUUAUUAUUGCAUAUUGUAUAUUGCAAUACAUUUUAAAGGGAUAGUUGACCUACCACUUGUGUAGGACAGUAGUGGUGCUAUCUUCCUAUCAUUGUUACUGAGUUCUUGAGUUCUUGAUACUGGCUGGAUGCUCCAAAUACUAACUGUUAGCCUCCUGACUUUGAAGGGGACUUCCCCCAGCUAACAUUCUGAAAAAUAAUCGUGAUGAUAACAGCAGGGGAAAUAAUUUAAAUUUUUUAAAAAUGGAUUUACUGUCUUCUUUAUCUUCGGUAUUAUCAUGUAUUCUAUAUAUGGGAAUGUUACCCAUUUACUGUACACAACCCUAGUGUACCAGAGCCUGUAGCAGGACCGAAAAAAAAAAAAAAAAAUCCUGCA
Messenger RNA from Myripristis murdjan (pinecone soldierfish), 1454 nucleotides. RefSeq names its product peptidase inhibitor 15-like. Lineage: Eukaryota; Metazoa; Chordata; Actinopteri; Holocentriformes; Holocentridae. The record is from RefSeq and is a predicted model, not a curated record. The transcript has 5 exons. Bases 59 to 853 code for a protein of 264 amino acids. Gene Ontology annotation, cellular component: extracellular region.